AUGAAGCUCAACAACACCGAGUCGGAAGUGGACGGCCACCAGCGGAAGCAGACAGACAACCUCUACGAGCUCUCAGUCAAUAUCUCUAGUGCGGUGGAGACAUAUCUCGGACGACUGGAUGCAGUCGGAGCCGAACGGCCUACGCUGGACGAUCCAUUCCCCGAGCUUAUUCACGAUGAAGGAGCUCAGCUCGCUCGAUUGAGGAUUCUCCGCUUGUGCGAGCGCCUCAUGGCACUGGUUCAGGGCCCAGUCCAAUGGCUCAUGUUUCAAACCAUGUCGUUUAUCGAUCCCGCUUGUGUUGGGGCGAUUCUAGACAUGGGGAUCCAUGAGAUCAUUGCUCCCGGUCCUGAACCAACGUCCCUGGAUGAGAUUGUUGAAGCUACUGGCGCCUCAAAAGAUAUCCUGAAGCGGGUUAUGCGUGUCUGCACCCAACGAUUGGUCUUCGAUGAGAUUGCACCAGAACAAUUUGUUCAUAAUGGCGUAUCCAUGCAGUUUCUUGCACCUCCUGUCCAGGCACUGAUCAGUCACGCCUGUGAUGAUGGCCUGCGCAUUGCGUCCCGAUUCUCUGACGCCCUCAAGAAGACAAAUCUGAAGGGCAGCGAUAGACCGCAAGAUACGGCCUUUAGCCUGGCCUUUGAGACAAACAAAGGUCUCUUCGACUAUUUCUACACCGAGGACAUUGCUCGCGGACAACGCUUCGGACUCGGCAUGGCAGGUAGCGAGAUCAUGAAGUCCCUCACUGAAGACAUGUACCCAUUCGACAGCCUUCCUCACGGUGCGACGGUGGUAGAUGUCGGGGGCAGUCGUGGUCACGUCAGUGUGCGCAUUGCUGAGAAGAUCCCGGGCUUGAACUUCGUCGUACAAGACGAUGCUGCAAUCCUCGAAGCUGGCCAGGCAGAAGGAAUUCCCUCGGCUGUUAAGGAGCGCAUCGAGUUCAUGCCGCAUGACUUCUUCAAGGAGCAGCCGGUCAAAGGAGCCGAUGCGUACCUUUUGCGCUUUAUCCUACACGACCAUCCCGAUAGUGUCUGCGCGAAGAUUCUGUCCCAUAUUGUGGACGUAAUGGACCCAGAGAAAUCCCGAAUUCUGAUCGAUGACGCGAUUGUGCCGAGUUUCCUGGGCCCUGAAAGUUCUCGGUUUUUCAAUCUCCUUGACCUCUAUAUGCUCUUCUCUCUGAAUGGAAAGGAAAGGACGCUGGAGCAUUGGAAUCAGUUGAUCAAGAUGGUCAGUCCCAGGUUGGUGUUGGAGAAGAUUUGGAAGAAGCCAGGCAGCGGGCCUGAAUCGGGUACUGUCUUGGAACUUCGGCUGCGGGCAGAAGAAGUAAAUAGCGCGCAUGAUCAGCAGUAG
Molecule: messenger RNA, 1344 nt
Organism: Aspergillus clavatus NRRL 1
Lineage: Eukaryota; Fungi; Ascomycota; Eurotiomycetes; Eurotiales; Aspergillaceae
Gene: xanE
Product: O-methyltransferase xanE
Exons: 5
Coding region: 1-1344 (447 amino acids)
Molecular function (GO): O-methyltransferase activity
Source: RefSeq, a predicted model, not a curated record